CAAGGCGAAUUCGAAGUUUGAAAUUGAAAUUUAAGUAGUAAAAGUAGUUUAUAUAGUUAAGGUUGAUAAAUUUAAUUUUAUUGGUUAGAUAGAUUUGUGACCAGUGUAGGAUUAUAAAAAAGACUGGGAAUUGGAAGAUUAUUGUUUAGUGUUUCAGGAUUUAUUUUAAAUUGAGAGUUUGCAUUUAUUGAGAAAUUCGGUUAAGAAGAGACAUGGGGGAUGAGUAAGGAGUUUUAAUAUAUUGAUGGUUGUAGUUAUUGAGGAAGUUUUACGAUUUUGUGAAUAUUUGUUUAGUUUUUUGAUUAGUGUUUUUCUCUGAGAUAUAUACGUAGGGCAAGACCAAACAAUAUGGUUAAUGUCUUGUAUUGGAGAUCCACAUUGACAUGGGGGGAACUUAUAAAAUUCUUUCUGUAUAGACUAGCUGCUAGAGAAUAAUGGUUGCUUCUAAGUCUGUUAAUAGAGGUGAUAUGUUUUCUAUGAAGGUAAGUUUUGUGGAACUAUAGUUUAGAUUGAGUCGAUGAGUAGUAUAAUUAUGAAAGUAGUGAGAUUCUUUGUAGGAGCUUUGAUCUAGUACGAUGGAUUGAAAAGAUGAUAUGUGAGAGUGUUGAAUAUCCUCAAGAAAUUCAGUGUGUGGGAGCAGAAUCAAUGUAUUAACGCCUUUUGUGAUAACUGAUUUAGCUAGUUGGUCUACUGUUUUGUUAUGUGUUAUUUGAGAGUGAGAGGAAAUCCUUAUAAGUUUAAUAGUUUUGUUUUGUUUUUGCAAUUGAAAAAGGAUUGUUUUAAUGUCUAGUAUUACACUUUGCUGGCUGGGGUAAGGGGAGUUCUGUUGCGACUGUUUGUAUUAGUAACUAGAACUACGAAUUUCUAGUGAUUAUACUGGAAUCGUGUAAUUCGUCCGUAUUCGUACGCAAGCGUACGGACAUAUGUGACCGGAGCCUAAAACAGCAUGACAACAAGAAAUUAGUCAUAAUGUAGCACUUGGAAUACAGAGAGUAUUAAAGCUAAGAAAUACUGACAAGUAUAUAUUAAUAAACGUUUACAACACAUAAUGCGAAAAAUUAACUCGUUAUUAAAAGAUUCUGCGCUCUUUACAUAUAAAAAGUUUUCUAGUAUAACCGUUUUCAAUGCAGUCGGAUAUUUAUAGCGAUAGAACAGAGAAGAGAGGACGUCAGAACGCCAAAAACAGCGUUAAAAUACUAUGGUAACGGUAAACGACGACUAAUUUAUGACGCACAAAAAAUUUAGGGUUUUAGCUAGUUAUUGUUGGAUUUCAUUAGCAACAAUUUGUGCAACUGUUAUGAAGAAACAAUAUAUGAGUUGAUUGUAAAAAUAUGCAUCCUCCUAAUGGAUAUAAGAACACUCCUAAUAAAUAAAUUUUUAGUGAAAGUAUAUAUGCUUUUAAUUGCAUUUGGAAAAUUCUGCCUUUGCUAGUACUCUAAACUUUAGUCAAUCAACCUACUAUAAUCAACUUGAGAAUAAAAAGGCAAAUGUUUACAACUGCUGUUAGAUUUUCCAAUAAUUAUGGCAUACUCUAUAAACACUGAACCUUUGCUAAAAGAAGAUAGCGAUGAUGAUCUUGAAAAUGAAGCUGAUACAGAUACAGAUGAUCUGGCAAUUGUUCAUUCUCAUGAUGAACCAUUUCUAAAACAUCAACUUCCUUAUGAUAGAUACAACUUAGCUUAUAUUGUUUUUUACUUGCUGGGUAUAAAUGCCUUAAUACCUUGGAGUUUUUUUAUUACAGCAGAUGACUAUUGGAUGUAUAAGUUUAGACCAAUUAAGUCAAAUGAAUCUCAUAGUCUUAGUUUCAGUCAUUUUGAAAAUGCAGAAAAUAGGACAGAUCUUCAAGCUAGUUUUACAUCCUAUGUAAGCAUAUCAAGUGCAAUUCCAAAUACAGGUUUUUUAAUUAUUAAUACUUUUAUCAGCAAAAGAAUAUCAUUAAGUACUAGGAUGAUUGGAUCUCAGUGUCUUGUAUUAGUUGUGUUCAUCUUAACUACAUCAUUUGCUAGAGUGAAUACAGAUAACUAUCAGUACACUUUUUUAACAAUUACACUGAUAUGUGUAGCACUUGUGAAUGCUGCCAGUGCAAUUUUUGGAGGUAGCUUACUUGGUAUAGUAGGAAGGUUUUCUCCAAAAUAUAUAACUGCAAUGUCUGCAGGACAAGCUUUGGGUGGAAUAUUUGCAGCUUUGACAGAAAUAUUAUCUUUGUGGAUUGGAGCAAGUCCUAUUAUUUCAGGAUUAUUAUAUUUUAUAAUAGGUGAUUGUAUAUUGCUGUUAUCACUUAUUGCGUAUGUAAUAUUAGAAAGAGAAGUUUUCUUCAAACAUCAUGUUUUUAUAAAAACCGAGAACGAAAGGGAAGUAAAUUUUUCACAUGACAAUGAAAUUAAUUUCUUCGGAGAAAACAUUUCUUAUUUAAGGAUUUUUAAGAGAACUUGGCAAUAUGGACUGAGCAUUUUUUUAAUAUUUUUUAUAACAAUGAUUGUUUAUCCUUCUGUAACAGUCUUAAUAGAAAGUCACAGUAAAGGUCAAGGACAUCAUUGGAAUGAUAUUUACUUUGUACCAGUUGUUACUUAUUUACUAUUCAGCUGUGGAGAUUACUUAGGAAGAAUUUUAUCGGGAUUUUUUAAGUGGCCAAAAGAUAAUCCAUGGCUAAUAAUAUUGUUAAGUUUAUCAAGAAUAGUUUUUAUACCUCUAUUUUUAGUGUGCAAUGCACAACCUCGACGUCGUCUGCCUGUAUAUAUUCAUGAUGACAUAUAUUACAUAACUUUAACAAUUUUAUUUGCUAUUAGCAAUGGUUAUUUGUGCAAUAUAGUAUUUAUGAUUGCUCCUACAAUUGUUGAACAACGUGAAAAAGAAGUAGCAUCGGCUAUGUUAGGUGCUUUCCUAGGAAUUGGAGUUUCUGUAGGAUCGCUCAUAAGUCUUUUAAUGGUCAAAAUUUUAUAAUGAAAAAGUUAAAGGCACAUAAACAACGCCCAUUAAUGAUUUUUGUAUAAUUUCACCAUCUGUAGUCUUAUCUAUUUGAUACAAUGUUUGAUCAGCAUUUUCUUUUCCUACGGGAACAAUCAUUCGUCCUCCAAGAGCUAACUGGUUGAUAAGCUAAAGUGUUAUUGAGUUGCAGCACCAAUAUGAAUAGCAUCGUAAGGUGCCUUUGGAAGGUAACCCAGUCUGCCAUCUCCAACUAAAAUUAGUUAUUCUAUAAAAAUUGGAAAUUUUUAUGAUCAUUUACUUGAUUAAGUUGUAUAUAUUUUUAUAAAGUAAACUAUGAACUCUGAUAAAUACUCCUAUUAUACCUUAGGUUUUAAUUUAAUUAAAGGAUGCUUAAACUAUAGUAUUGAUAUAAAGUAAUUCAAGUGUACUAGAAAAAAGGAUAUGAUUUCUUUCAAUGUAAGGACAACGAAGUGGUAAUCUUAUCUAUAUAUUUAUAGAUUUGAUUAUAUUUGGUCAAAAUUAAAGUAAAAAUUAAAUUAAAGUUUAUAUACAAUAUCACAACUUUGCCAUUAUUCUUUAUUUAUUGUUUGAGGUUGAGAACUUUGACAAUUUAACAUAAAUGGACAUUAAGUAAGUAUUGAUGAUAAUAAAAUUAUAUAGCAUAAAGGCCUCCUCAUAAACACUUAUCAUGGAAUCGAUUAUUUUGACUGAAUAUUAAUUAUAAUAUAGUCUUCUAGCUUUUGUUAAAAUCUAAAGAUGGGUAGAUGAAUGCAAAUUUUUGUAUAAAGUACAAAUUAUUGGUCUACAACAGUUUCUAUCACAGGCAAAUGUUACUAAAAUAUAAAUAUGUAAAACAGUAUUUCUAUAAUAAAUAGCCCUCAUAUGUAAUAAGAUAUAAUAUAGAUUAGCAUUAUGUAUAUCUAAAAAAUUUAAAUAAAUG
Messenger RNA from Phymastichus coffea, 3865 nucleotides. It is a transcript of the gene Ent1, whose product is annotated as equilibrative nucleoside transporter 2. The transcript is spliced from 14 exons. Gene Ontology annotation, cellular component: plasma membrane. Bases 1522 to 2940 code for a protein of 472 amino acids. The record is from RefSeq and is a predicted model, not a curated record. Gene Ontology annotation, biological process: nucleoside transmembrane transport. Gene Ontology annotation, molecular function: nucleoside transmembrane transporter activity. NCBI's taxonomy places the organism in Eukaryota, Metazoa, Arthropoda, Insecta, Hymenoptera, Eulophidae.